Molecule: messenger RNA, 125 nt
Organism: Racocetra persica
Lineage: Eukaryota; Fungi; Glomeromycota; Glomeromycetes; Diversisporales; Gigasporaceae
Source: the annotation of a GenBank genome assembly
ACUCAAAAAUUAUUGACUUAGGAAUGUCACGUCUUGUGAGCGCUUAUUUAAAAAAUCCCACAGAAAAAACUGCAGUUUCAAAACUCCAACCAACGAUCUCGCCAAUAACAAUAGCGAAGAAUCAU